Molecule: messenger RNA, 1604 nt
Organism: Saccostrea cuccullata (small rock oyster)
Lineage: Eukaryota; Metazoa; Mollusca; Bivalvia; Ostreida; Ostreidae
Product: QRFP-like peptide receptor
Exons: 6
Coding region: 31-1239 (402 amino acids)
Biological process (GO): G protein-coupled receptor signaling pathway
Cellular component (GO): plasma membrane
Molecular function (GO): neuropeptide Y receptor activity
Source: RefSeq, a predicted model, not a curated record
UUGGAAUCAUUCACAUUAAAUAACAGUAAUAUGAUUAAAAAUUUCACAGAGGAUGGACAUUAUUUUGAUUUUUACUCUGAUUACCACUAUAACUAUGAUGAUUCACACACACUUCCUUUGGAGGAAUUAAUACCCGUGUCUGUGGCCUAUGGCUUGACAUUGGUAAUUGGAAUCACGGGAAAUAUACUGGUUAUCGCCUCCGUGAUAAGAUUUCGGAAACUCCAUAGUGUCACGAAUGUCUUUUUGCUGAGUUUGGCCUCGGCGGAUUUGCUUUUGGUUACCAUUUGUGUUCCAGUCAAGUGUAUAGCUUUCUUUACUUAUUCCUGGAGACUUGGAGAGUUCCUUUGCAAGUUUGUGAACUACCUUCAGAAUUUGUCUAUAAUCUGCUCCGUCAUGACACUGACAGGAUUGAGUCUAGAAAGAUACUACGCUAUUCUCCAUCCGAUAAAGUCUAAGUAUGUGUGUACAAUCAGCCUAGCCAGACGAAGUGUUGUCUGCAUUUGGAUUCUGAGCGUCAUCAUGGCAACCCCAACUCUUGCAGGCCAGACUCACAAGUUGGUAGGUACACACCGGAAUGCCCAUUGGUGUAUAUUGGAGUGGGAAAAUACCUUUGUACAGAGAUUGUAUGGUGUUUACAUGUUCCUGAUCAUCUUGUUCGUCCCAUUCGUGAUUCUAAGUUUCACUUACACCAGCAUCUGUAGAAAACUAUGGAAAAUGGAUGGACGCGACCAAAAUAUAGGCAAUGUCAAUGACAAAGAAGAGACUAUCCAACUUCGACGAGUGUUGUCAAGACGAGACAAAAAAGUCAUCACCAACAGAGGAACUCAUAGCGAUGAUACUUAUUCCAGGAAGCAGGUCGUGAAGAUGCUUGUAACCAUUAUCAUCCUGUUUAUGAUCUCAUGGGGACCAAUAACGACCAACAAUCUCUUGGUAUCCUUUGACAUCCUAGACAACUUGCACAUGGGAACGUUGAAACACGUCCGCCAAGCGUUUUAUGUGUUAUCGUACUUUAAUAGUUGUGUCAACCCAAUUGUCUAUGGGUUCAUGUCCAAGAAUUUUAGGAAGGCGUUUAUCAUUGCACUAGGCUUUAUGUGUUUUGGUCGCAGACAGAGAAGCCGAUUCUUCGAUGAAACUGUCGUACGUUUUUCUACAGAAAAUCGCUCUAGCAGUGUAGUACAGAGUUAUCAAUAUAGGAUUUCUAAACAGUUCACGAGGGAACAGAACACCUAUGUACACUGAAUCAUGUAUAGGGAAAUUUCUAUUUGAAGUGUAUACCGGUAAUAAAAAUAAAGAAGUGUCAAAUAAUAAGGAAAUAAGAAGCCAAUUGAUUACAUUUAGUACCCUUUAUGACCAUUGUAAAAAAUGUCGUCAGAUAUGCAAUUCAAAAUAAAGGUAUGAAUGACAAUGAACUGAAGACAUCUCCAACUUCAAGAUGGACAUUUAUCUAUAGGGCAACCAUAGUCAUGGUCGGCGUAUUAAUAUUUAUUAUAAUUUCAAUAUCAAGAAGUACCUGACUGUGUAUCCACCACUUAUGAUUUUUUUAUUUUCAAUUUUACUUUAUUCUUUGCCAUCACCUGUUUUGUUAAUACAGAUUUAUUGGAAUA